Molecule: messenger RNA, 2355 nt
Organism: Tetrapisispora phaffii CBS 4417
Lineage: Eukaryota; Fungi; Ascomycota; Saccharomycetes; Saccharomycetales; Saccharomycetaceae
Product: exonuclease 1
Exons: 1
Coding region: 1-2355 (784 amino acids)
Biological process (GO): DNA double-strand break processing; mismatch repair; DNA recombination
Cellular component (GO): nucleus
Molecular function (GO): 5'-flap endonuclease activity; 5'-3' DNA exonuclease activity; DNA binding
Source: RefSeq, a predicted model, not a curated record
AUGGGUAUUCAAGGCUUGCUUCCUCAAUUGAAAAAUAUUCAGAAUCCAGUUUCUUUAAAUAGAUAUUCUGGGGAGACUCUGGCUAUUGAUGGAUAUGCAUGGUUGCAUAGAGCCACAUUCUCAUGUGCUCAUGAUUUGGUUUUAGGAAAUCCAACUGACAAAUAUCUUCAGUUUUUUAUUAAAAAGUUUGCAAUGUUAAAAUCAUAUAAUAUACAACCUUAUUUAGUCUUUGAUGGAAAUUCAUUACCAGUUAAAAAACAAACAGAAGUGAAGAGAAAAGAGAAAAGAACAGAGAAUAGAUCAAUUGCAAUUAAAUUAUGGAAUUCUGGAGAAAGAAGAAAUGCUAUGGAAUACUUUCAGAAAUCUGUCGAUGUAACCCCAGAAAUGGCAAAAUGUGUAAUAGAUUAUUGUAAAUUACAUGGGAUUAAAUACGUUGUUGCCCCUUAUGAAGCUGAUCCACAAUUGGUUUAUUUAGAGAAACACAAAAUUGUACAUGGUAUUAUUUCAGAAGAUUCUGAUUUGCUUGUAUUUGGUUGUAGAAAACUGAUAACAAAAUUGAACGAUUUUGGCGAAUGUAUUGAAAUCUGUAGAGAUAAUUUUAACCAAGUUCCAAAAAAAUUCCCAAUAUACGAAUUAACGGAUGAUCAGAUAAGAGUUAUGGUAUGUUUAUCCGGUUGCGAUUAUACUGAUGGUAUUUUGAAAAUUGGUUUAAUAAGAGCUAUAAAACUGGUUAGACAACAUAAAACAAUGGAUAAAAUUAUAUUAGCAUUACAGAGGGAAGGAAAAUCCGUUAUACCAAAAACUUUUCUUAUGGAAUAUUAUAAAGCUUGUUUAGCAUUUCAGUAUCAGAGGGUUUAUUGUCCCAAUCAAAAGAAAAUAGUAUCUUUGAACGAUCUGACUGAUGAAGUAAUUAGCAAAGUAUCAGAAAAGUAUGAACCGAAAGAAAUGUUUGUCUCAAUAGGCUUAGUGAUAAAUAAACAUACUAAAACAUGGGACUGUAUCUUAAAUGAUACCGAAGUUAAUCACGAAUUACACACAAAAAUAGCCCGAGGUGAACUAAGUCCUUAUGAUUUCAAUAAAAAUCUUGUAAAUAGAGAGCAUAAAUUACAAAUUCAAUCCAAAUCAGACUUAAGCACCGCAUCUACUUCUGCUGUUACUACUACUAGCGCAACAGUUAGUAAAUCAAUUGGUAUUGAAAAUUACUUUUCCAAAACUACAGAAAACACCAAUAAAGCAAUUUCAACUAAUUAUAAGACAGAGCAUAAAAAGCCAAUAAUAGAUAAGAUUAGCCAAUGUGUUAAAAGAAGAAAAUUAAUUAGCAACGUUCAAAAUAUUAAUUAUAGAGUUGAUGUAAGAAGUAAAUUUUUUUCAGGCGGUUCAACAAUAACAGCUAACACUGCCCUGUUGUCAGCGACCCAGUCAUCUAAUGGAUGGGCAAAAAAUUCAGAUAGUAAUCAAGAUAGUGUUGAUACAGAUAUCCCUGAUUCUGAACUUCCUACUCAAAUUUCUAGUUCAUACCCAAUACUCUCAUCAAACCAAAAUAUUAGCAAGCCUGUUGCGGUUAGUUUUAGUCAAACAAAGCCAGAAGCUUCUAUAAAUGUAAUUUCAGUGUCUAAUGUUAUUGCCAAUGAUGGAGAAGACACUUCUGAAAUCCUAAGUGAGGUUGACGAUAGCCUUAUGAAACCCAUGAUUGAUUUAGUGGAACUGGAUGACCAAGAUGAAAAUACUUCCAUAAAGUCUGAUGAAAGAGUCCUUCUCAAGGAUAUGCCAUCUGAAAAAACAGAACGCUCAUUAUUUAGUAGCCAAAAAUCUGCAACUGCUGAUAAAUCAAACACAAAAUCACUGACUUUUUUCCAACAAUUUAAAUAUUCACCAUCUCAAGUUGCUACACAAACAUCAAAUAGUAUUUCCUCAAGAUAUACUGCUGAUUGUGGUAGCAAUCUUAAAAGUCAUAGUUUCAAUACCAUUGUGAAUCGAAAUAAUAGCCAAGCUCUAGAUGAUAAAGAAAAUAGACUACCAUCAUCAUCACAGUUACUUCAGAGUGAAGAAAAGAGAUCUCUCUCUAAUACUAUUAUAAGAAAACCGUUAUCGAUUAGUAAUCCUAAUAAAUUAAAAAUUUCUAAAACUCUUUCUUUAAGUGACCAUAAAUUAACCCAAUCUUUGAAAAGUUCCCAAGAUUCAGAAUUUCAACCCAUAAAAAUUACAAAUGCUUUGGAUAAAAGCAACAUGAGCAUAUUGCAUAGAAAUAGCAUUAGGUUUAGUUCCAUAGGACACCUCGAUGAUAAAAAUAUAAGCAAAGUAGAUAAUCGAAGAAGUGUCUCUUCAUUGUCUAAGUUUAUUUAUAAAGAUAAAUGA